AUGCCCCCCGCCGCGGCGAAGGCGAAGGGAGGCGGAGGGAAAGCGCCGAGAGCGAAAGCGAUGUUCGAUUCCGACUCGGACGGCGACGACGACGCUUCUUCUUCGUCGUCGUCGUCGUCGUCGUCCUCGGACUCGGACUCCGCGUCGGACUCGAGCUCUUCCUCGAGCUCAGACGACGCGAAGCGCGGCGGCGCCAAGGACCCUAAGAGAGCGUCGAAAGAAUCGAAAGGUACUUCGAAGAACGUCCUCGGCGGCGACGACGUGCUGACGAUCAACGCCAAGUACGCCGCGCGAUUCGAGCACAACAAAAAGCGCGAGGAGAAGCAUCGCCUGGAGGAGAAGGUCAAGCGCGAGUACUUCCUUCCCACGGGCGCGGAGGGGGAGGACGACAGCGACGGCGACGACAGCGACAGCGACGACAGCGACGACGGAGACGUCCCGGGGAAGCUCGACGCGCAGUUCGCGCGCGCGCUCGUGCGGAUCAAGUCGAAAGACCCGUCGCUGUACGAGCCGGACACGGAGCUCUUCUCAUCGGACGCCGAGGAGUCCUCUUCGUCCGACGACGACGACGACGACGACGAGGACGACGAGAACAAGAAGAAGAAGAAAAAGAAAAAGAAAGAGAAGAAGCCGAAGAGGCAGACGCUCAGAGAGGUCGUCGCCGGGCAGCUCCUGGAGGGCGGCGCGAGGGCGUUCGAGGACGACGACGACGCCGCCGCGCCGAGGCGACCGAAUGAAAAAUCGUACGUCGAGGAGCAGGCGGACCUGAAGAAGGCGUUCAAAGACGCCGCGGACGGCGCCGACUCCGACGACGACGGCGGCAGCGGCAGCGACAGCGGCGGCGGGCUGCGCGUCAAGCGCCGCGCGGGCGCGAUGGACUCGGACGCGGACUCGGACGAGGACGCGAAAGCGGCGAAGGGCGCGCUGUGCGAAUACUUCGACGGGAAAGAGAAAGAAAACGACGGGAAAGGGGGCAUCUCGAAAGAGGACGCGUUCCUCAGAGACUACCUCCUGAACGAGAAGUGGAAAGAGAACGAGGACGCGAGAGAGGGCACGACGCUGAACUUCAUCGGCGGCGGCACCGGGGAGAGCUCCGAGGAGGAGGUGGAAGAGGCGGAGAAAUUCGAGCAGACGUAUAACUUUCGGUUCGAGGAGCCGGAGGGGGCGAAGAUCGUGUCGCACGCGCGCGUCAUCGAGGGCACCGUGCGAAGGGAGAAGACCGCGCGUCGGGAGAAGCGGAAGGAGCGCGAGGCGAGGAAACUGUCCGAGAAGGAGCGCUUAAAAGCGGAAGUUCGAAGGCUGAAGAACCUGAAGCGCGAGGAGAUUCAACAGAAGAUGGCGCAAAUCGCAAGCGUCGGCGGCUUGGCCGGCGCGGACGCGGUCGCCGCCGCGAACCUCACCGCGGAGUUCGACCCGGACGAGCACGAUAAACUCAUGCGCACGAUGUACGACGACGGGUACUACGGCGCGGGCGAGGGCGAGGACGGGGACGCGUUAGAGAAGCCGGAGUUUGGCGACCUGGACGACGAAGUCGGCGAGCUCUUAGGGAAGGGCGGGGACGAAGGGAAAGGCGCCGCGGCGGAGAACAACAGCGCGCAGUUUGAGAAACUGCGCGCCGCGCUCGCGGCGAGGAAGGACGGGUUUGAAGGCGACGACAUCGACGAUUACGACGACGACGACGACGACGACGACGACGACGACGACGACGACGACGACGGCGGAGAGAACGACGAAGAGAACGACGACGACGAGGCGCCAAACGCGGGGAAUAAAUUCAGCAAACGCGCGGCGAAACGCUGGCGGAAAGAGCUCACCGCGAAGAUGGACGAGUACUACGCCAUCGACGCGGAGGACUUCAUCGACGACAUCCCGUGCCGGUUCAAGUACAAGGAAGUCGCGGCGUCGAUGUACGGGUUGACGACGAAAGAGAUGCUCGCGAUGAGCGACAGGGAUUUGAACCAGAUCGUCUCUCUGAAGAAACUCGCGCCGUACCGCACGGACGCGGACGCGCCGCUGCAGGCGAAGGACAAGCACAGGAACCAGCGCAUGGCCCGGGAGUUUCUCGCGGAGGCGGCGAAGCGACGGAAGGGCGGGAAGAAGGGCGGGAAGAAGGGUGCGAAGAAAGGCGGCGACGACGACGACGGCGACGACGACGACGACGACGCGGCGGCGGCGGCGGCGGCGGAGGACCGCAAGGCGUCCUACGGCGCGCGCGCGUGGGGGAAGCACAACCUCAACAAGCGGAAGAAACCGACCGGCGACGCGGACGGCGGCGGCGGGGGCGGGGACGCCGGAGGCAAGGAAACGCAGAAAGAGGAACGCGUCGUCGGCGGUGGGAAAAACGCGGCGAAAAACGCGAAGAAAAGGGCGAAGAAGAAACAGCUGGAAGACGCGAAAGCCGCGGGAAUGGUCUAG
Molecule: messenger RNA, 2415 nt
Organism: Micromonas pusilla CCMP1545
Lineage: Eukaryota; Viridiplantae; Chlorophyta; Mamiellophyceae; Mamiellales; Mamiellaceae
Exons: 1
Coding region: 1-2415 (804 amino acids)
Biological process (GO): endonucleolytic cleavage in ITS1 to separate SSU-rRNA from 5.8S rRNA and LSU-rRNA from tricistronic rRNA transcript (SSU-rRNA, 5.8S rRNA, LSU-rRNA)
Cellular component (GO): 90S preribosome; nucleolus
Source: RefSeq, a predicted model, not a curated record